AUGCGACGCUCCUGGCGGGGUGGACGGCUGCUGGCUGGGCUGCGGCGGUGGGGGCCUUGGGUGUUCUGCUGCUGCGCGGCCUCGCCGAGGGUGCCGCCGCCGCCGGGGGGAUUGAACGGUGCUUGCCGCGCCUGCGGACUGUGCCGCCAUGGCAUGGCCGUCGCAGGUUUCGAGGGCGUCGCCCCGGGACAGGGCUCCGCACUGGACGCGCCAGCCACCCUGGCGGCCAUGGCCACCGCCCAGUUGCCUGGGGCCUCCGCUGAACGAUCCGAGGUGUCGCCGGUGCCGACGCGGCCGAGGGCGCCGCUGCUAGCCCUGGGCCCCUCGCGGCGUCGGCGUCCGCGGAGCGGUCGCGACGGAGGCCGCGACGGCUGGCCCGCGCGGCCUGGCGGCGCAACUGAAAGGGACCAAGAAGCGCAUUAG
Molecule: messenger RNA, 423 nt
Organism: Prorocentrum cordatum
Lineage: Eukaryota; Dinophyceae; Prorocentrales; Prorocentraceae
Source: the annotation of a GenBank genome assembly